AUGGGAUGGGAUGAUGUCUCUGGGCGAAGCCUCGCGCCAGUCUCACCGUCCCACCGUCGCGCCAUGGCCAGGCCAGGCAAGCCUGGUACUGGUGCGGUGGCUGUCCGCGAAUCCUACCUAGCAGCGUCGGCAUCGUUUUGCGAAUUAUUGGGACGCACAGAAAAAGUCCCCUCCGGCCGUCUCGUGUGCUCGCCGCCGCCGUCGUCGUCGCCGCCCCCUCUCUGCGGCUUUCACGGCCUCGUGAUGAGCCCGGCCCCUCCCACACCUGCGAACCCCCCUGGCAUCCCAGCAAUCAAGGACCCUGGCACGUUGCUGCCCUCUGCAUUCGAUUCGCGGGCCGCCGAGGGCAUGAUAUCACACCGCACACAUCACGCGGGAGCUUCGCCGACCCAGAGUCAAGUUAUCUAUCCGGGGCACGCUGCCUGUCAGAAAAGCGAUUGCCAAGUUCGGCAGUAG
Purpureocillium lilacinum is the source of this 456-nucleotide messenger RNA. Lineage: Eukaryota; Fungi; Ascomycota; Sordariomycetes; Hypocreales; Ophiocordycipitaceae. The record is from RefSeq and is a predicted model, not a curated record.